Messenger RNA from Oldenlandia corymbosa var. corymbosa, 1173 nucleotides. NCBI's taxonomy places the organism in Eukaryota, Viridiplantae, Streptophyta, Magnoliopsida, Gentianales, Rubiaceae. The record is from the annotation of a GenBank genome assembly.
AUGUGUGGUUUUAGACCUAAGUUAGAAGAUUUCAAAGGUAAUAAGAUAUAUGCCUCGUCCCUUAAAGAAGAGCUAAAACUUGCACUUCCAAAAAACUUACCUGAUGAUGAUGAAGCUUACGACAAGAGGGCUCAGGUUUGGGCUUGGGAACAUAUUCCAAAGAUUCUACCCAUCCAGAACAUCGUGCCUUUUACUGAUAUUAUAGAUCCGAAAGCUCCAUUAACUCAUAGGUGGAAUUACUCGUUCUCUUAUGCGAAUGUCCCCAAGGGUUGUUUACCUCCGAUCAGGGAUCAGUUAGCCCUCAUAAGGGAUGAUGAUAAAGACUGUAAAGGGACUGGGAAAUUAGGCAUGGAAUGGAAAGCCUACCAUAGUGAUGUCAACCCCCAUUGGGAUAAUAGGAGCUCUUAUGUGGUAGAAGGUGAAGAAGUAACCGAGGGUCUACCUCCUCAAGCUGUCACUGGCUACCUCCCUUGGUUUCAUAAGAAAACUGUGAUAGUCAUCAGUGAUUCGAAGAAGUACGGGUACGGGAGUCAGGGCUACCAGUCAAUCUCAGAACGCAAAAUAUUAUAUGCGGACACCCUCAACGAUAUUUACCACAUAGUUGAUGAGUAUCGUACCAAGUAUCCGACCAGAGACCGUGAGCUUAAUACGAUGAUUGACUCGGUACUCAGUAGCUCCUUCAUUGCCCUCACUAUUGGUCCUGACGCUUUGAAAAUGGUGUCUAGUAAGAGACUUGUCGAAAACCAACCGACUCUAUCCCAACAUCCGCUACCCCCUCAAAAGAAAGCUCCCAAAAAGAACAUUGGAGGUGGAAGAAAGAUACGCAUGCCUCGUCCAUUACAAACUGACUAUGGCCAAUCAAGUACGGAUUGGAGAAUUGUUCCAUUUCAUGAUCCCAAAGAGUCGACGGGGAAGAAGGACAAGAGGAGGAAGAGAGCGACGAAGAAAGCGAGGAAGAGAGCGAAGAAGAGGCUACUCCCCCUCCUAAAGGAUCCUCCCAAAAAAAGAAAUCACGGCGGAUGGGCUCUAGGAAGCGUACAAAAACCAAAUUGUAUACUCCGCCUUGAAUUCUAUUGGAAGCGCAACAUUUUGUCUUUUAUUUUGAACUUGCUUAGGAUUUGGAUUUUGCCUUGUAAUUUGAACUUCUUUAGGGUUUGGAGUUUGAAUUUGUAA